Molecule: messenger RNA, 3282 nt
Organism: Bursaphelenchus okinawaensis
Lineage: Eukaryota; Metazoa; Nematoda; Chromadorea; Rhabditida; Aphelenchoididae
Source: the annotation of a GenBank genome assembly
AUGGAGUACGUUAAACCACAUCGACCACUGUACCACUACAAGGCUUGGAGGUUGUAUGUUUGUAAGUUUGUAAGGGUAGGGUAGGGUAGGGUAGGGUAGGGUAGGGUAGGGUAGGGUAGGGUAGGGUAGGGUAGGGUAGGGUAGGGUAGGGUAGGGUAGGGUAGGGUAGGGUAGGGUAGGGUAGGGUAGGGUAGGGUAGGGUAGGGUAGGGUAGGGUAGGGUAGGGUAGGGUAGGGUAGGGUAGGGUAGGGUAGGGUAGGGUAGAGUAGGGUAGGGCAGGGUAGGGUAGAAUACGGUAUGAAUGUUUGUUUAUCUAUACUUAAAUACAAAUUACAGUACUCCUCUUAACACUAUGUGUGUUUGUCAACUUUUACCUACAAACAAACUUGGGCAUGGCAAUGGUAUGCAUGGUGAAUACAACUGCAGUAGAAAGGAUGUCGUCUUCACGUAGUCAUAAUAUGUCCAUGUAUCUUCAUGAUAGUGACAAAUGUCCAAAAUUGAUUGAAGAAGAAGAAGAAUCACUGGGAUAUAGGGUAAUAUAUGUUGUUGUUGGGUAGUUUAGAGUAAUAUAUGUUGUUGUAAAGUAGUUUUCCAAAUUUCGUUUUAAUGUUUGAAUUUUUAAAUAUAAAAUAAAAAAAAUUUCUCACAUAUAAAAGAACCUUUAGGGCAAAUUCGUCUGGACAACAGUACAACAAAGUUUUUUGGUAUCAGCUUUGUUCUACACAUCAUUGUUAUCAAUUACUGUUAGUGGCACGUUGGCUGACCGUUUCAAUACCAAGUACAUAAUACUGGCAGCUAUGAUAAUAUACGCCGCUUUGACAGUACUGUCACCGCUUUUGGCGGGGUUACAUUACUAUGCAUUUUUGGGCGGUCGAUUCAGUAUGGGAUUUGUUGAUGUAAGUGUUUUAUCUAUACCACGCUUUAUACAUGUAAAUAUUUGUAUUGACCAAGUCAAAUAUUUCGUUGCGGGACCCAACUUGGGUUCCUGGCCGUUAGUUUGGACUGAGCUCACACGUGCCGGGCCGGUCAAAUUUGCUUCGGCUAGCUUAGCACAGGCGGCGUCGGCUCUAGUAAGCCCCCUAUAACAUCUAAUGAACAACGAGAGGCUAUGUUUAAGAAAAAAGUUUUAAAAAAUAUUUUUAGCUAUAAUUUUUGUUAUUUUAGGGCCUAAUCUUCCCAGCAGUAACAGCAGUGUUAGCAAGAUGGUUUCCACCAAGUGAGCGUAGCACUGUAGCUGCUGUUUAUACAUCUGGAUCGCAACUUGCUGUUAUUGUGAAUUCUCUACUGACUCCGAAACUGUGUGUCAUCGAUGUUUGGGAUGGAUGGCCAUUUAUUUUCUAUGUGGCAGGUAUAUCUUUCAUAUUUUGUUAGAAUUCCAUAUAAAGUUUUAAAACUCAUUUUUGAUAUUCGGUUGUUCACAUAAUUCUGCGCCCCCUUACCUCACAAACUUGCUUUGAGGGGGGAGCAGAAUUCAAUGAACAGCCUAAUAGUACAGUAUGUUUUUGAUAAUACAGUAUAUGAAAUAACUAACAUUUUAUUUCAGGCCUAGUCUCCCUAAUCAUAGUGAUAAUCUCCUACAUAUUCUUAUCAAACUCACCACGAGAGUGUAGGUGGGUAGGGAUGAAAGAGUCCAAAUUCUUGUCAAAUCAAUUGGAUUCACACAGAAAUCUAGAAGACACAAAACCACCUAAAAUUCCAUAUUUCAAAAUUUUAACAUCACCAGUAGUGUUGUCAGUAGCUGCCAAUGACUUUUCAUACAACUUUUCGUACAUCAUGUUCUCACAGUUUCUACCGUUCUUCUUCCGUGAUGUCAUGCAAAUGAGCUUGAGUGCUGUAAGUUGGUCUUGAACGCAGGCUAGGAUAGGGACUAAGAGUAUUGAGUAUGGGAUUUGAGGCAUGAGGUAUGGGGUAUAGUGUAUGAGGUAUGGGGUAAAGGUUAUGGGGUAUGGGAUAUGGGGUAUGAGGUAUAGAGCAUGAGGUAUAAGGUGUGGAAUAUGGGGUAUGGAAUAUGGGGUAUGAGAUAUAAGGUACGGGGUAGAAGUAGAGCUUAAAAAAUUUUUUUUGAAAAAUUAAUAAAAUUAAAAUAAAAAUUUUAAUAAAACUUUUUUUUUCAGAAUGGCAUAUCAACAGCACUACCAUUCAUAAUGAUGAUUGUAGCUCGUAUACCAUUGGCUUCGUUUGCCGAUUACUUAAAACACAAAGAAAUUUUGUCAGUUACGGCUACAUGUAAAGUCAUGCAAACCUUUGGUAAGACAAUUCUUUAAAAAUUUAUUGUUGAAGACAUGUUAUACGAUGAAACAUGUCCAGAGUGUUUAGGCAUGUUUCAUCGUAUAGAAUGUCACUCAUAAUAAAGCUUAAAUUUAAGCUUUAUAAAGUAACCUGUAUGUCUAUACAGGCUACAAAGAUUAUAUUUAUCAUUUUUUUACUGACAGACAUCUUAUACGAUGAAACAUGCCUAAACACUCUGGACAUGUUUCAUCGUAUAACAGGUCCCUUUUUUCAAUGGUUGAUUUCAAAUCUUAAAAUUAAAAAAAAACAAAUUUCAGCCUGCCUUGGAACAGCCUCAAUGUUCGUAGCAAUAGCAUUUUUGGUCGAUUGUACCACUCCAACAUUAGCAAUGGUACUAUUAGUACUCUUCGGAGUGACGUUCUCAGGAGAAAUUGCUGGUGCAUUCACAGCAAUCUUAUUCAUCGCUCCACCAUUUGUUGGCACUAUCAGUUCAUGCGCAACAUUUGUUGGUAUGCUGGCCGCCAUUGCUGCUCCAGCUGUCUUUUCUUGGCUUAAUGUUUAUGUAAGUUGACAUUAUAUAAGUUUUGUAAUGGAAGUUCUUGCGGUUUUCUGAAAAGUAAGUUUUGGAAAGAAAGUUCUUGCGGUUUUUCAAAAAAUGAAGUUUGUAAAGAAAGUUCUUGCGGUUUUUCAAAAUGGGUCUUGUAAAGGAAGUUCUUGCGGUUUUUCAAAAAAUGAGUUUUGUAAAGAAAGUUAUUGCCUAGUUAAACAUUUUGUUCAUUUUUCAGAACACAGAAGCCGAAUACCGAAACGUAUUCCUAUUUACAGCUGGCGUCAACCUGGUAGCUGGCAUUUUGUUUGUUAUCUUUGGUUCAGGUAGGUUUUCUUAUAUACAUUAUGAUGUUAAUCUGGUGAAAUAGCCUCCCCGUAUUUUGCAAUUUUAAUCGAAAUUUCAAAUUUCCAGCCGAAGUCCAGCCGUGGGCCAAAAUUCCAGAAGAAAAUGAAACGACCAAGAAGGAUAAUGACAAAAAUGACACUAUUGUCGCAAAGUUUUAG